AUGUCAAGUGACAAUAACAAAAUAACUACUCCUUCCAAUAUUGACGAUUAUUUAAACACUAAGGAUGUCUACACGUGGUCUAUUGAUGAUGUUGUUAAGUGGUAUGAAUUAGUGUACAAAACUACUACUAGCAAUAUUCAUACUAAUAUUUAUCCAGAAUCUGUUAUAGUUAACUUGAGAGAAAAUAAAAUUGAUGGCCCCGUUUUAGUCAAGUUAUCUUUAGAUGAUUGCAAAGAAUUGACAAAUAACGACUUGAAAGACGCUGUGCAAAUGAAACUACAAAUUAAUAGAGCCAUACAGGGAAUCAUAUCAAGAGAUAAACAAAAUAAGAAACUUGCUACAGAAAAUAGUACCAUUUACAAUGAAGAAGAUUUGAUGCUGGUUAAUUUGCAAGCUGUUUAUAGGGUAUUGAGUGAUAAAUUGCAAGAUUUUCAAAGUCAAUAUAAUAAAUUACGAGUAGAUGUUUUGGAAUUAAUUAAGUCAUCGUCUUCAAAUAAUGAACAGAGCAUUAAUGACACUGCUAAUAACCCUAAUACCAAUAAUAAUUCGUCCCCUACGGGUAUACAACAUCAAGAGUCUUUUACUGCUAAAAAUAAUACCAACAUCAUUAUGGCCAAACCACCACAAUUAAUCAGAGGAUCUACUGGAAAUAGUGAUGUUAAAAUAACACCAAUCAAUCCAGUGAUUACAAAAACAUCAGCCGGUGAUAAUAAGCAUAAUAAUAGUAUUGAACCUUUGAAACAAUUGAGGGCAUCAAAGGAAGAUUCCUGUGAAAAAGUACUACGACAUGCAAUGAAAAAACAUAAUUUGGACGACCAAGAUUGGAGGGACUAUGUACUAAUUAUAUGUUACGGAGACAAAGAACGCAUUUUACAUGCUGAUGAAAAACCGGUUACGAUAUUUAAAAGUUUAAAACAGCAGGGAUUACACCCUGCCAUAAUGUUAAGACAGAAAGAUGACGAAUAUUUUGUAACGUCUAAUGGUGGAACUACCGGGAUAUCGGGAUCUAAUCCAGAUAUAACACCUGGGGGAAGAUUAUAA
Molecule: messenger RNA, 1041 nt
Organism: Saccharomycodes ludwigii
Lineage: Eukaryota; Fungi; Ascomycota; Saccharomycetes; Saccharomycodales; Saccharomycodaceae
Gene: STE50
Product: Ste50p
Exons: 1
Coding region: 1-1041 (346 amino acids)
Biological process (GO): signal transduction
Source: RefSeq, a predicted model, not a curated record